Messenger RNA from Trichechus manatus latirostris (Florida manatee), 351 nucleotides. RefSeq names its product interferon alpha-inducible protein 27-like protein 2A. Gene Ontology annotation, cellular component: membrane; mitochondrion. Gene Ontology annotation, biological process: apoptotic signaling pathway. The transcript is spliced from 2 exons. The record is from RefSeq and is a predicted model, not a curated record. Bases 16 to 351 code for a protein of 111 amino acids. NCBI's taxonomy places the organism in Eukaryota, Metazoa, Chordata, Mammalia, Sirenia, Trichechidae.
GUGGCUGCGGUGCCCAUGGUGCUCAGCACUGUUGGCUUCACCGGGGCCGGAAUCGCGGCCUCCUCCCUUGCUGCCAAGAUGAUGUCCACAGCAGCCAUCGCCAACGGGGGCGGAGUUGCAGCGGGCAGCCUGGUGGCUACUCUACAGUCAGUGGGAGCAGCCGGACUCUCUCUGGCAUCCAAGGCCAUUCUGGUCUCCACUGGGUUUACUUUUUGGGACUUGGAUAGCGCCCUAGGCCAGGCUCCUGCCUUCCCACCACAUCCUCAGAGAAGAGGACCUGGGGGGCCUGGCCCAGCCAGUCUGGAUGACUGUGUACCUAAUGUGGCAACCGCACCACCGAGAAGUAAAUAA